This is a messenger RNA of Diceros bicornis minor, 2083 nucleotides long. RefSeq names its product epithelial membrane protein 2 (gene EMP2). The record is from RefSeq and is a predicted model, not a curated record. The transcript is spliced from 5 exons. Gene Ontology annotation, cellular component: plasma membrane. Bases 297 to 800 code for a protein of 167 amino acids. NCBI's taxonomy places the organism in Eukaryota, Metazoa, Chordata, Mammalia, Perissodactyla, Rhinocerotidae.
GCUCCCCUUCCCCUCCAGUGUCUCCCACCCGCCCCUGCGGGCCCUCCCACUCCGCUCUCCCGGCUCCUGACAUCACGCCCCGGGAGGCGGGAUCGGGGAAGGAGGGGGACGUGGGGAGGAGGCUCCGCACCACCGAGAGGGAGGAGGGAGGGCGCGCACUCCCAGCCCAGAGCUUCAAAACAGCCCGGCGGCGUCGCCUCGCGCCCCAGCCCGUCGGUCGGUCCAGCCGCCAGCGCCCGCACAUCUCUCUCUCUGGGCUUUACACGCGACCCCUCAGCCCACGGUGCCUUGCGAAAAUGUUGGUGCUUCUGGCUUUCAUCAUCGUCUUCCACAUCACCUCCGCUGCGUUGCUUUUCGUUGCCACCAUCGACAAUGCCUGGUGGGUAGGAGAAGAGUACUUUGCAGAUAUCUGGAGAGUGUGCGUCAACAACACGAAUUGUACGGAAAUCACUGACUCCUUUAAAGAGUACUCCACGGUGCAGGCGGUGCAGGCCACCAUGAUCCUGGCCACCAUCCUCUGCUGUGUCGCCUUCCUCAUCUUCGUGCUGCAGCUCUUCCGUCUCAAGCAGGGAGAGAGAUUCGUUUUAACCUCCAUCAUCCAGCUCAUGGCGUGCCUGUGUGUCAUGAUUGCAGCUUCCAUUUACACGGACCGGCGUGAAGACUUUCACCAACACAACUCGGAUGUCUAUUUGCUGACCUCGGAGGGCAAAUACGGCUACUCCUUCAUCCUGGCGUGGGUGGCCUUCGCCUUCACCUUCGUCAGCGGCCUCAUGUACCUGAUAUUGAGGAAGCGCAAAUAGAACACUAGGAGCUAGGGCGCUUUCACUGCAGUACAGAAUUCACACUCAGAUAACCGUUUUGUAUAUAAUCAUUUUUUUGUGGUUUUUCUAGCAAACAUAUUGUUUCCUUUAAAAGCCAAAAGAAGAGAAGAGUUUUUGCAUUCUUGAGAUCAGAGAACAGACUAUGGAGGCUGGAAUUCAGAACUCCUGCCUGUCCGAGAGUCUCAACUCGACAAAGCCAAAAAUCCGGCAGUGCUCAAAUCCAAAAAUGUCCAGCAGGGUGUUUCCUAACCACGGGGAUGUGAUGUGAUGUGACGAGAGACUGAGAAAGCCAGGUCUCAGGGCACAUCUUCUAGGUUUGGGCCACACCAAGCCCCCCUCACCUCAGCCUUCCUUCCUGAGUCUCUCUGUGUUGGUGGUGGAAGGUGGGGUGAGGGGUCCGGGUGAGGGAUGACAUCUCCAAAUUCCAUGUGAGCAACAGGUAUCGCCCCUGGUGUUCUGUCUAUAUCCAGGCCAGAGCCCCAACCCUCCUGUGAUGGGCUGAGUUCAGAAAGCGCCACUCAGAUUUCCUGAGAACGGCAGCUGCUCGCCUUAGGGAAGGUCAUCUUUAACCUGGGGGUCAGAGUCAGGCUCACCCUCGUCUCAACAUGUGAUCCCUGGGGCCCCUUGAAAAAUGCAGACUAUCAGGGUCCCUGCCUAGACCUACAGAAUCAGGGUCUUCAGGGGGAGGCCCAGGAACCUGCAGCGAUGCUUUGGUGCAUUAAAAUUGAAGACCACAGUCCCAGGGCCAGGCGAGCAGAGCUGCCUCAAAAAUAGGAAAGAUCUCUGUCGAGGGGGCGGGUGGGUCUAGACCCCCCCGCAGGCUCAAACCUUGGCCUCCAUCAGCUCUUGAUGCUUCACGGUCUUCCACAGCUGCUUACAUCUGGACCACCCAAACUCCAGUCCCAGGCCAGGCAUCCUGACAGCCAGACGCCCUGGGGCAGCCUCCUGCCUGCUCUAACACAGAGGCCUCUCCCUUGUCUUCCUGCCCCGCCUUCUAAGGCUGGCUGACCUCUACUAAUCCCCAUUUCCAGGGCCUCGGAGGCCCUGUCACCAUUCAUUCAUUCGUUCAUUCGUCCAUCAACGUUAAUUAUGGAACCUUGUUUCGUGCCAGGCACCAUGUGGAGACAGUCUCUCUCCUCAGGGGGCUCAUAGUCUAAUGGAGGAGACAGAUGAACAACCAAUUAGGAAAACUAAUUACAAAGUGUGAUGAAGGCUGCAAAGAACACAACCAAGGAUUCAAAAGAGAGGCCCCUGGGGCGGGG